Molecule: messenger RNA, 501 nt
Organism: Penicillium odoratum
Lineage: Eukaryota; Fungi; Ascomycota; Eurotiomycetes; Eurotiales; Aspergillaceae
Exons: 3
Coding region: 1-501 (166 amino acids)
Source: RefSeq, a predicted model, not a curated record
AUGAAGCUCCUCGCAUCCCUCGCUCUGCUGGCCGCUACUACGCUGGCCAACCCCGUCGUUUCUCGCUCUUCGAAGGAGUUCAAGCUCAAGACAACUGGCUCGGCAAACCCGGAUUUCAACGACCUUUAUCUCUAUUCCUACCAUACUGGCGCUGGUCUGAGUGAUGGAGUUUUGGACAGCAAUGCUUCUGUGGGAACCAAGUUCUCGUUGAACGGUACCACUACUUACGCUGAUCUGGGAACCACUUUCUCAUGGGGCUUGUCAGUCGCGGGUGACACCAAUUAUGCCGCGUGGGAACCCGUCACUAUCAACGCCGGAACAAGUGAAUCAGGAUUUACGAUCAGCAAUGGCAACUUUGUCUGGUCCACGGACCUAGGUUUUGCUGGCUGGCUUGUUUGCUCUUGGUAUCACAAUGCACCGCAGUUGUUCGGCCUCGUCUCAUACUAUGACCCUGUUAUCCCUUCAAGCUGCAGCAAGGUCACCUUGACGCCCGUAUACUGA